Dufourea novaeangliae is the source of this 785-nucleotide messenger RNA. Its product is annotated as translation machinery-associated protein 16 homolog. Gene Ontology annotation, cellular component: nucleus. The coding region runs from base 76 to 765 and encodes 229 amino acids. Lineage: Eukaryota; Metazoa; Arthropoda; Insecta; Hymenoptera; Halictidae. The record is from RefSeq and is a predicted model, not a curated record. The transcript is spliced from 5 exons.
CAAUAAACACAUGGUCUGUUUCAACCUGUUUUACAGCUUGAAAGGUUAGAAGGCGUUAUACAAUAAAUCACAAUUAUGUCCACUGCCUUGAGAAAGGAAUACCUCAAGGCAAAGAAGGUUUCUCAUCCAAAUAGCAGAAAGUCUAUUGCCAUUGCAAAAAGAGCCAAGAAAAUAUCGAACAGAGAGAAAGCCAAAAUGGGUAGCUUGAUAAAGCAGAACCUAACAGGAGAGAAAAUGCUGUGGAUUCAGGAACAUAUGGAACCAGAUGUUUGUCCUUAUACACCUGAAUUAACUGCCCGGUUGUUAGAAAUAUAUAUAGCUAGAAAUGAUGAAGAAUUGGGACAAAUCAAUAUAAAGCGGUCCAUAGGUGGAAAGAGGAGUAGGCAACAUGCAAGUAGGGAAGAUGUAUUAAGGAUGACUAAACAACGCGAACUGGAAGAGUAUAACACAUGUGGAAUAGAAAUCCCUGACAUUUUGAAUGCAACUCAAUGUGACAUGUUGAGGAAAUGGAAUGGUGAAUUAAAAUACAUAACCAACUUUAAAUUCAGAAGAUUUGGAAGGAAGCACUUAAAUGAUGCAUUACAGAAAUCAAACAAACCACCAAAAACAUAUACAAAUAAUGCAAAAGUAAAAGUCACUGAGAAACCACAGAUUUCAUCCGAAGAUGUAAUGUCUGCAGGCAAUGAAGAAAAUUCUUCCUUGACUAAAUCAACUACUCCAACUGAAGAAAAUCAAACGACAGAAAAUCCCAUGGAAAUCGAAUAAAGCUUCUAAUUUUUUCUAUA